Molecule: messenger RNA, 2720 nt
Organism: Paramisgurnus dabryanus
Lineage: Eukaryota; Metazoa; Chordata; Actinopteri; Cypriniformes; Cobitidae
Source: RefSeq, a predicted model, not a curated record
UGAGAUAUUUCUAAGAUGGAAGAAUGCUGUGCGGCAGACGUUGGCGAUAUGACUAUCAAAGGAUAAGUUGCUGUCGAACAUCACACCUAAGUUCCUAACCGUUGAAGAUGGCACCACAGUACAGCCAUCUAUGUGCAAUUUGUAAUCUGACAUAUGUUUGUAGCGAUUUGGUUCAAUAAUAAGUACCUCUGUCUUAUUGGAGUUGAGCUUAAGAAAGUUAUGUGCCAUCCAGUCACUAACAUCGCUAAUGCAGUCUUUUAGCUUAGAAAGUGUCUGUGUUUCGCUGGGAUGCGAGGAGAUGUAAAGCUGGGUAUCAUCCGCAUAGCAGUGAAAACUUAUGUUAUGUUUCCUGAUAAUGUCUCCUAGGGGUAACAUGUAUAACGAGAACAGGAUAGGACCUAAAACUGAUCCCUGCGGUACACCGUAUUUAACCAGGGAGUGAUAUGACUCUUCCUCAUUUACAUAAACAAAGUGAUAGCGAUUGGUUAGAUAUGACCUAAACCAGGCUAGCACCUGACCGCUGAUACCAACAUAGUUUUCUAGUCUAUUGAGUAAGAUUCUGUGAUCUAUUGUGUCAAAGGCUGCACUAAGGUCUAGAAAUAUAAGAAUUGAGAUUUCACCAAGAUCGGAUGUUAAUAGGAGGUCAUUUGUAACUCUAAGCAACGCUGUCUCUGUGCUAUGGUGGGGCCUGAAUCCUGAUUGGAACUUUUCAUAUGUACUAUUAUUUGUCAAGAAUGUGCGUAACUGGCUUGCCACUACCUUUUCUAAUAUUUUCGAAAGAAAAGGGAGAUUUGAGAUUGGUCUAAAGUUAUUAAGUUCUCCUUGGUCAAGCUGUGGUUUUUUAAUCAGCGGUUUAAUAACUGCUAGUUUGAAAGCUGUUGGAACGUAUCCUAUUUCUAGCGAUGAGUUAAGGUCUUUACACACCGGGACAUUUUUCGUGCGCGUUUAUCGUCGGCGUUUAACGUCUCGUGACUCAACAACGAGCGCCAAUGUGAGUGCGCACACCCACGCGUAAAGCGCGAGGCGUUUUCCAGAAAAACGCGUGGGACACGUUUUUUUGGUUUGACGCGGCGCGUUAAAAGUUGGCCGACCAAUGAGAUUAGCGCUUUUGUUCACGUGCCUCAAGCUGUUGAAGUUACAUUAAAACACGACUUGGGGGCGCUCAAGCACAAGACGGUCUUGCAAGAGCACACCUUGAUACCACGUUGAAGAGGUGAGCAGAGCAGACAAACAAGAUGCACCGAGGAAAGAUGAACGUGGAGUUGCUGGUCUCUUUGGUUUCUGAAAACAAAGAGCUGUACGACAAACGAAACAGCGACUAUAAAAACAUUGACAAGAGGGAGUUGUUAUGGAUACGAAUUGCCGAUCAAAUAGGAUUCGAUGGUGAGUUUAAUAAAUGAGCAUUAGUUUUUGGUAUCAUGUUCAUAAGCGUGUAAGUUUUAUCCAUUAACUUUUGACCAUCAUGCUUGUUUGCUAUAGUGGAUGAGGUUAAACAGAAGUGGAAAAGCUUACGUGAUACAUAUAUAAGAAAAAAACGUGAGGAUGAUUGCAAAAGUGGACAGGCCGCUAAAGAAAAGAAGCCAUGGUAGUUCAUGAAGGUGAUGGAGUUCCUCGCGACAUCAACUGAGUUUCGAAGUGUUCACAGCAAUGUUUCUGAUGUAAACAUGGGUGGAGUGGAGGUACAAAAUGAUGUGAGUGACGGUGAGGAGGCACCAGCAAGUACAUGUUCCAGCUCAUCUAUCGCCGGCACUUCAACAGGAUCAUCCAUUGCCAGCUCGCCUAGAGAAUCAUACAGCACCAGCAGGUCGAAAGUAACGAAAAGAAAACUGUCCGAGACACCAGACUUCUUGGAGAGGUACCUCCUAUCCAAGGAAUCCAGAGAAAGAGAGAAGGAGGAACGAAAAAGAGAGAAGGAGGAACGAAAAAGAGAGAAGGAGGAGCACAAAAGAGAGAAAGAGGAGCGCAGAGAUCAACGAAAAGAGCAACUAAAAGAUGACAAUUAUUUAUUUGCUCUUGGCUUGGUACUAGGGGUGGGCCGAUCCAAUACUUUGGAUCGGAUAUCGGGUCGAUCCGGACCUUUUUUGCUGGAUCGGAUAUCGGAAUAGCGGGGCCGAUCCAAAUUCGAUACUGUGCGUUACUCGUUGUUGUUACUAUCAUGCUAUAGAAAAGUCAGACUAUUAUAACCAUAAACACCACAUAAGCACCAUAAACAAACACACUAUAUUCAAAGUCUUCCUAAUAUAUUCAACAGCUUUAUGUGAAAAACAAUUGCAUAUAUGAAGAUAUUUAAGGUCACAAAAACUCUGGUUGGUCUGGUGCUCACGGAGUUAAUAAACUGGAGUAGCGGUGAAUUAAACGCGUCAUACACACACAAGACACACACAAACACAAUGACCGUAUAUAUAUUUAUGUGUGUACACACACACACACACACACAAUUCUAAAUGGAUCAAGAAAAAUACUAGAAUUGGAUCGGUAUCGUUAUCGGUCGAUACUCAGAAUUUAGGAAUCGGAAUCGGAUCGGUAAUGAAAAAAGUGGAUCGGCCCACCCCUACUUGGUACCCACACUUAGAAGGUUGUCUCCAGCACAACAGUCUUCGGUCAAACUGAAGAUACAUCAGCUGUUGCAUGAUGCUGAGUUUGGCCAGUCAUCUUCCUUAUUUUCGAAUCAGUCGCCUGUGUCGUACCAUCAGGUCACCCCUCAGACCCCAACAAACUAU